Molecule: messenger RNA, 288 nt
Organism: Penicillium daleae
Lineage: Eukaryota; Fungi; Ascomycota; Eurotiomycetes; Eurotiales; Aspergillaceae
Exons: 1
Coding region: 1-288 (95 amino acids)
Source: RefSeq, a predicted model, not a curated record
AUGCCCUCGCUUGUGGUCUCCGGUGGUAGCGCCCAGGUGAACUUAUUUUUCACCUCGAACGGCUCUCCUCUUCCUCCCCCUCUUUCUCGUGGCCGGGGUCACGCUCCGCGCUCGGUGGCUGCGCCUGUCCCUGCGUCUUUGGCACUUGGAGACGCGACUGAGGAGGAAUUUUGGGAGUUCCUGGAAUGGCGGGCACUGCGUGCUCGGUCCAGCGCGGCAGCUGGUCAGCGGAACGCCAAUCUUCCUCUCUACCUGGCCCCUGCCCCGGGUGAUGGCCGGAUGGCUUGA